UUGAAGAGUUAAGAGAGCAACUUGAAGAGAAAGAAGGAGAGGUUGAUGAUAAAGAGAGGGAACUGACUGAAGCUAAGGAUCGUAUCACUGCACUCGAGAACCAAAUGGUGGAAUACGCUUCACUCAUGAACGACCAAUCAAAAACUAUCCAGUCCACUCAUCAUUACACCCAGCAGAGUGCCAAACUGCAGGAGCUCUACUCUAAAGCAAUGGAGUUUUGUAAGAAACAACAGAUUGAGUAUCAAGAGAAAAUAUCAUCACUUGAGAAGGACAUUGAGAAGGUCCGUACGUUAAGUGCUGAUAGUACUGUUAAAAUUGAAGUUAUGGAGAAACUAAAAGCGGAAGUUGAGGGUAACAGAUCUCAAAUGAAAUCCUUUCUAAAAGAGAUGGAGGCUAAGGACCGACUAAUACAAUCACUUCAGGACAGACUCAGUGGAAAACCCGACCCAAAGUUUGGUGAGUUGGAGCUGGUGACAUUACAAGAGAAGUGUGAUGCAUGGAGAGACAGAGCUGAGUCAUUGAGUAAUGAAAUGGAUGAACUGAAGAGUCUCUUAGCUCAACUUUCAAUAGACAAACUAGCAGCAGAAGAACAGCUGGAACAACACUUGAAGAGCCAGUCAUCAUCAGAUUCAAGACAUGAUAGUAUGAGACAAGUACAGGAGCUACAGAGUCUGAGACUUAAGAUGGAGAAUACAAUACACUCAUUGAAGGCUGAGAAGGCUGAACUGUCACAGAGAAAUGCUGAACUAGUCGAAUCAUGUGAUCCAGAGAAAUAUGCCAAACUAAAGAAAGAGGUGGUGUCCAUGUCCAAAAAACUCAAAGAGAAGGAGACAGAGAUAUCAAAAUUAACGGAAUCACUUCACUUCCACACUGAGGGUAACCGUGAGCUGAAGGAACACCUUGAUGCUGCCCUGAAUGAAGAAACAAUAGCUAAAAUAGAGCAAAGGAUUAGCAAGUACAAGACAGAGAGGGACACCACAAAGGAAGCAAUGAAGACCCUAAGAGCUUCAUAUGAUGAACAAUUAUCACUGAAAGAAUCCACCAUAUUGAGCCUUAGAGAAGAACUGUUGAAGUAUCAGGAAGAGAAGCAAGCCUGGGCUGUCAAGUAUAAGAAAAGAAAGAGCGAGCUCUCUGAACUCAAGAAAGGUUCUAAGGAAGCCAUAGCAAAGCUUCAUAGCCAGUUACAAGAGAAGGAGCAACUACUACAGAGUCUUGCUGCACAUGAUACUGAUAGAGAUGAUGAUGAUGAUGAUGAUGAUGAUGAUGAUGAUGGAGGAGGUAAUAGUGAUGCAAAUCAGGAGGCAGAGCAUGUACAUGUAAGUAAUGAAGAAGAGAUGGAGGAAGAUAAUGAAUUGUAUCUAACAGCUGUCAGCGACUCAUUUCAAUCAGGACCCUCAGCUCCAACUACAAAACACUCCACAGACAUUAAACAAAAAACUUCUCCAUCACUUUCACGUCAUACUCGAUCAUCAAUCCACAAAAGUAGCAAAGAGGCAAUUCCCUGUCAUACUCACCUAAGAGGAGCUUCUAAAGCAACUACUUCAACAUCAUCUCAAGUGAUUGUAAGAACAAAGACCGGAGAGAAGCAGUCAGUGAUAGUGCCUGGAGUAUUAGAAGAGAUGCCGAUAGGCAGUAUAGUAGUAGUGAAGAGGAAGGAUGGUAUCUAUGAGCAAGGACUCCUGAGAUAUAUUGGGAAGGAACAGUGUGGUGUUGAACUGGAGCUACCAAGAGAAGGAACAAAUGGUAAAAGUUAUGACGGAACCUAUAAAGAUGGUCAACGCUAUUUUCACUGGUAAGGACUAAUCCCUUUUUCAUGCUUUCCAUUAAUAAUCUCAUUAUUAUUAUUUUAUUAUUAUUAUUAUUAUUAAUUACAAUAAUAAUAAGUGGCCUAAGAAACAAACACAAGAGAUACAUGUAGUAGAGGGAGGCAAAAAAGGAGAACAGAAAA
Messenger RNA from Amphimedon queenslandica, 1948 nucleotides. Its product is annotated as intracellular protein transport protein USO1-like. Bases 105 to 1796 code for a protein of 563 amino acids. The transcript is spliced from 7 exons. Lineage: Eukaryota; Metazoa; Porifera; Demospongiae; Haplosclerida; Niphatidae. The record is from RefSeq and is a predicted model, not a curated record.